Colletotrichum spaethianum is the source of this 2382-nucleotide messenger RNA. RefSeq lists its product as uncharacterized. The transcript has 4 exons. The record is from RefSeq and is a predicted model, not a curated record. Bases 1 to 2382 code for a protein of 793 amino acids. NCBI's taxonomy places the organism in Eukaryota, Fungi, Ascomycota, Sordariomycetes, Glomerellales, Glomerellaceae.
AUGGGUAUAAUCACACUAAAUAUCACCAAAACCCUCAAAACAUCCGACGACGUCUCAUCUACGUCCACCACCCCUCCGACCCUUGUUGACACCUCCGCUCGACGUGGGUCCUCCCCGUCUUCGGUCCUCGCCGAGGCCCUUGCGGCCGGCGGCAAUACCACCCUUGCCGCCGCGUCCGCCACGACCGCCACGGCCGCCACGAUCGCCACCGCGACCACCACGGUCCUGACCACCACGUCCGCCGCGGAAAGGCCUGCCGCCGCCCCGGCUCUUGUCAACCUGAGCCUUGACGACCGCAGCUUCGCCAUCGUCCAAGUCCUCCAUUUCUUCAUCGUCCUGUCCACGCUUGUUGCUGAACUUGAGCUUGCCGCGGAGACCCCUCUUGGCGACGUCCUUGCCCUUGAGCGCGGCGACGUAAGCGUUGACGCCGGAGCCGUCGUUCUCGGCGCCGUCGACCUCCAUCGCCUCGUCGUCCUUGCCGAGGAUCAGCUUGCCGUCAAGAUCGGUGCGGGCCUUGGUCUUGGUGGGCUUGCGCAUCUUGACGGGCUUGGUGGACGAGAUGUUGGCCAGGGCGUUGCGGUCGAGCAGAUCAAGCGGCUCAUCCUCGUCUUCGACGAUAUACGUGUUACCGCCCUUCCGGUUGGCGCGCUUGCCCUUGGGGCCUGCGGCCGCGCCCUCGUCGUCGGACUCGUCGUCGGAGCCUUCCGAGUCGCUGCUGUAGAGAGCCUGGUCCAGCUCGUUGUCGAACUUGCGUCCCUGGCGGCCAUCCUCUUCGUCACUCUCCUCGCCAGCCUGCUUGGCGGCGUCCUUCUUCUUCUUACUGCGCUCCUUGGUCUUGCGGAUGUUGACGAUGAGCUUCCUGUCGCUUUCAGGACAGUUCUGGUUGAUGAGGUCGAAACCGAACUUGCGUACCAUGCGCUCCAGGAUAUGCCUGACCUUGCUCUUGAAGUGGCCCUUGUGCUCGUGGCUCCAGAUGAUGAGGUUGGGAACAAGAGACGACAGGCGAGGGAUCACGAGUUCCGAGGGAAGACUGACGACGCAGAUCUUGACGAAACCCAAGACACUCUUGACGAUCUCGCGGUUGUUGGAGGUCAGGAAGAGAUCCAUGGUUUGGACAAGGUCGGCAAGAGUCUGUGUGCUCAGGGACCUUCUGAACUCGUAAAGCACACGGCUGAGGGCGGUGAUGGACGCAGAGAUCAUGUGGGGGGUGCUACCAACAAGACCAGCGCUGACCAUGGUGAGGAACUCCUCCAGGUUGGCCUUGCCGGCGGGCGCGUCCGCAGGCAUGUGAGGGACCUUGGUGUUGUCAAUGGGAGCGCCGUUCGCAGCCUCCAUGCGGUGACCAAUCUGAACAAGAAGAUCGUAAGCAGCCUCUCUGGCGCGCUCGUUGUUCUCCUUGCAGCAAAUGACGACCUCGCUAAGGAUGGACGGGACGAAGUGGAGAGAGGUGUCGGGGAUAUAAGGGAGGAGGGCAGACAGGGCGCCCAGACGCUCUCUACGAGCAGGAGCCGACACCUUCUCAGCACUCGUCAGGAACAUUUGCUGCAGCUCGUCGCUGCGUGCUUCGAGUGCCAGUUUGCCGGUUUCGGACUCGGCAAGACGAGGGACCAACUUCUGCGGCUCAUUCUCUUUGAAGAUGAUGACAGUAGCGAUCUCGAACAGGGCCGUGUAGCUCUCGCGGGGCAGAACAGCAAGCAUAUUGCCAGCGAAGCUGCCCAGGUGCUCCAGGUUCUUCUUCGCAGUAGCUCUGGAGACACGGCUUUGGAGCACCAGGUCCUCCUCGCUGUCAUCCUCAAUGGUAGCAAUGGCCUGAUUGGACUCGAUGAGGAUCUUGAGCGCUCGGCAAACCUCAAGACGCAACUCGACUUGCUUGUACAGAAUGUUUGCGAGAAGCUCAGCGAAGGACUGGUCAAACGCCUCUGUUACAUCAAGCGGGAGAUCGCAGUAGCCAGGCAGGGUUGCCCAAAUUUGCUGCACAAGAGUCUCAAAGAUCUUGACUUCCAUAGUCUUCUCCGCCUUGCCGUGGUCCAGCACCCGUUGGAACAUGAGUUCACUGAGGGGCACCAUCUCUUGGCGGAAAUGAGCAAGGUUGGUGUUGCUAAGGUAGUCGCGGAGGAUGGGGAACAUCCACGCGCGACCCUGCUGACCCUUGGCGGGCUUAGCGAUGUUCAGAGGCAGUAUGGAGAGAACAGCCUCGGGACCCAUGGCGCGGAUGGCCUUUCCAAUGACUUCGUCAGCCUCCUUCUUGCCCUGGAACGAGUCACUACCACGGAGCUCUCCGACGGCCUUGGUGAUGUUGAGCAUCAUCGGGCCUGCUGGUACUUGACGCUGAGCAAAGAUUCGGCAAUCUUGGCGAUCUUGUCCAGUGUCUUCUCGUCGUAG